UUUGGUUUCGGUCUGUGGGUAGAGCUUCAGAGCUGUUCCUCUGAUCUGAUCAUCAGUGUUCAGUUUUUAGACAUGAGAAAGGGCGCUCAAGUGUAGCGUGGGAAACAUUAUUUCACUUUAGUGAGUUUGAGAGCUUGGCUGAAACUUUCUGAAUAUCUGAAUAGAAGAAUGGAGCCGAUAACAAAGUGGACACCGACUCAGGUUGUGGACUGGAUCAGAGGGCUGGACGACAGUCUCCAGCAGUAUGUUGCUAACUUUGAGAGAGAGAAGAUAGAUGGAGAGCAGCUUCUGAAGAUUUCACAUCAGGAUCUGGAGGAGCUGGCGGUGACCUCGCGUUGGCCAUCAGGAGCUGAUUCUGGAGGCUGUGGAUCUCCUUCUGUGCAUUGAACUGUGGUGUGGAGACUGAUAACUUGAAGACUCUGUUAGGUCAGAUGCGAGCAGCAUCCAAUAACUUGCACAACUGUGCAUCAGAACGCAGGAAAAAUCCUUCUUAUGAUGGAGGAAGUCCAAACAAACCACCUAACGUGUUCCUCACCGCUGUGGUGGAGCUGAUAGGGGCUGCCAAGGGCAUGCUGGCCUGGCUUGACAGGACUCCCCUCACAGGAAUCAGUGAUUUCGCCUCAACCAAGAACAAGAUCAUUCAGCUCUGUCUGGAACUGACCACAACUGUCCAGAAGGACUGCACAGUGUUUGAAAUGGAGGAGAAGAUAUUAGAAGUGGCACGGGUUUUGACUGGCAUUUGUGACUCCACCAUGAGAAUGACCUCUGACCCCUUGAAGACUCACAUGACCUGUUUGGAGGAAGUCCCCAUCACCAAUAUCAAACCAGGCGAUGGACUGGGAAUGUAUAUCAAAUCCACUUACGAUGGGCUGCAUGUCAUCACCGGAACCACGGAAAAUUCUCCAGCAGACAGAACUCAGCGGAUUCAUGCAGGCGAUGAGGUGAUACAAGUCAACAGACAAACAGUGGUGGGCUGGCAGUUAAAGAAUCUGGUAGAAAAGCUCAGGGAAGAUCCUCAGAAUGUGACACUGACGGUGAAGAAAAGGCCAUCAGGUACCUGCGGCUUCACACCGGCACCACUGAAGAACAUGCGCUGGAGACCCCCUGUCGUCCAGAGCCCAUCCUAUGUGCCUGCUGCCCAGUCAUCCAGAAAUCCUGUGCAAAUCUCUAGCAAGCGGCCGGAGAAACCUGCAAUUUUAGAUCUCUAUAUCCCUCCUCCUCCUUCCAUGCCAUACAGCCCACGAGAUGCAGAGACGAGUGAACGUGCAGGUGUGAAGAUGAAACCAAAAGGUUCAGAGUCGCCCAAUUCAUCUCUGGAUUUAGCUAGUAGACGGCGUUCAAAUAUCAGCGACUACAACAGCAAACCUAGCGUAAGUCCAGCUGAGGUCGUCAUCCCACAAGCACGACUGAGACAGCGGACUCCAUCUAGAGGAAAGCCCCGUCCCAUGUCCAUGCCAGUAGACACUUGCCUGGGCGUGUCGGACUCUCCCUCCAGACCCUGGGCCCUUGGAAGGAAAGGUGAGGAGGUUUUGCACAGGUAUCUGAGUAACGAACAGAUCCCCACCAUCUCAGAAGAGUCGCCCUGUUACCCACUGCCCUACCGGCCCACAGGCGAACGGCAACUCGUCCGAGGGGUCGACCACAUCCGCGGCAGCCAGUGUUUCAUCAAUGCAGACCUACACGACAGCGCCACCAUACCCUACCAGGAAGCAGUGGCACGGAAGCCUGCAACAAAAUCUUCCAAGAGACCACCCUCAGAACCCUCACUGCUCAGCAGCUGGAUCGCCCGACUCAAGCUGCUCACGCACCUGAUUAAAUCAAUUAUGCAAAUGAAAGGCGUUAUUAGAGGCUCAGGCAAGUCAAAUUCAGCGUUCACAAACAUUCCAGCUUGUACAGGAUCCGGGAUGUCUGCAAGAGUGAUUUUCAGAGGGAUAAAAUACCUGCAGAUUUUCACAUGCUGGCUACAGUUGGUAGAGGACAUAUAUAUACUGGUCUCCUCUCUGAAGGCAGCAGAGGAGAAUCACAGGAUGAACGGACGGACAGAGUCAUACCCUCUUCAAGACUUUGCUGCUGAGAAGUCUCAAGGAGAUGGUGUGAUGAGCCGCAGAAGGGUCUCGGUGAAAGACCUGGGCCAGGGUGACUGUCAGGGCUUUUUGUACAAAAGGAAGGAAAGCAAAGGGCUCUUGGGCUGGAGGUGGAAAAAGUUUUGGUUUGUGCUCAAGAAAUGUUCACUCUACUGGUACACAUCCGACAUGGCAGAGAAGGCCGAAGGCUACAUCAACAUGAGAGACUUCACCGUAGAACAGGCUACCGAAUUCAAGAAGAAGUUUGCAAUGAAAGCAAGCCACCUCCACAUGGUGACACUCUACUUUGCUGCUGAGAACAUGAAAGACAUGAACAAAUGGCUGGCUAAACUCACCCAGGCUUCAAAUGAACCUGAGCCCACAGACUCAACCAGCGGAGAGUGCUACAGUGAAGAGAGCGAUGAUGAUGAUGAAGCAGACACAGCUGAGGUAUCUGUGGAGUACAUGGAUCAGCUGACCCCCGGUUCUCUGCAUGGUUGUCUCCCACCUCCCCGCUCCUCUUCCUCUCCAUGUCAGGACUUGAUCCCGCUGGUUUCUCCGAUGUGUAACCGCACAGAGACUCAGAGCGCAGACAGCGAGUCGUGGCAGGAGAUCAGCUCAGAGGACAACCCCAUCCUCAAAAUACAGGAAUUCAAAGGAAAUGACAGCCCACCGUCUGAUGAGAUGGAAAUGUUGUAUCUUCACCUCAAGCAGGCGAGUCUGUCGCCCACAGGAGCCCUACAGCCAACCACCAAACGUGACUUCAGGUCCUCCUUCAUUAGACGCUGCAAGAAUGAAAGCGUUAAUGAGAAACUGCACCUCAUUCGAGCUUUAAACAGCACUUUAAAGGCUAAGGAGGCCGAUCUGCAGGUCAUAGAGCAGGUCUUGAGUGAACCAUCUCUGAGCGCAAGUAAAUACAGACAGUGGCGAGAUGCUAAUGUGCUCCUGCUGCAAGAGAUCGGAGAGAAACACAAGAGUGCCGUGGAGACCGAGGCCCAGAAACCACUGGUUCAAACUCAGCCCCAACGCCAGUCACUCUUCAGGCCGAACGCUGCGUUCCCUGCUGUCCCCGUCUACACAGAGACCAGCCUGUGAAGAUGAGAGGCUGAUUAUAACAAGAAAAAGAUGAAGUGAAACAGAUGUUUGCUGUGUGAAGGUGACCACAGGUCCUGUACAACACCAGUUUCUCAGACACAAAUGAAACCUCUCUGAAACUCGGAUUCCGGCCUAUAAAGGAAGAAUGCAGUAACUACGUCAUAGAACUGAGAAAAAUGACUUCAUAGUAAAAACUCGUUUUUGAUAUGUAUAGUUACUGCGUUUUGCCUUUGUAGUUCAUUCACAAUCAUUUUACUUUUCAAAUUUGUCAUUCAGUGUUUUUAUAAAAGUGGGAGAACAUGUCGCAAGCGUCUUAUGUGUUUGUAGACGUUCGGUAAAAUGGUUAAUUUAAAUGGUGUGUUUUUAAUUUGAUUUUAUGAAUGACUCAUGACACUGGAACAUGGUGUGUUGUCUGGUUUGACUUUGAGGUAGGCGAUACAUGAAUUUCACCAAAUACCUCUUAUUCAGCCCUUGUGUUUGUUACAAAGUCACUCCAUUUCACGUGCACUAUCUAGGCUCAGUUAUCUCUUCUGUUCAUUAAACUUGUUUGUGCUUGAUCUUUUUAGGAGUGCAGUCUUGUUUACCUGUUUUAACAUGACGGUCUCUUUUAGAUGUACAUAUUUUAGCAUUUUACAACUGUAAAUGAAUGUCCUAAAUAUUGUACAUUUUUGUAUAAAUGUCUACGAUUCAAUUGUAUAAAUGUCUAUUUGGUAUUUUUGAAUUAAUCCGUACUAAAGGAGUGCAAAAGGAAAUAAAAAUGGCUGUUUAAUAUCUUCUUUCAAAA
Molecule: messenger RNA, 3942 nt
Organism: Megalobrama amblycephala (Wuchang bream)
Lineage: Eukaryota; Metazoa; Chordata; Actinopteri; Cypriniformes; Xenocyprididae
Product: connector enhancer of kinase suppressor of ras 3-like
Exons: 24
Coding region: 432-3158 (908 amino acids)
Biological process (GO): regulation of signal transduction
Cellular component (GO): cytoplasm; membrane
Molecular function (GO): protein binding
Source: RefSeq, a predicted model, not a curated record